Molecule: messenger RNA, 7386 nt
Organism: Penicillium odoratum
Lineage: Eukaryota; Fungi; Ascomycota; Eurotiomycetes; Eurotiales; Aspergillaceae
Exons: 3
Coding region: 1-7386 (2461 amino acids)
Molecular function (GO): protein binding
Source: RefSeq, a predicted model, not a curated record
AUGUCGAAUCCUAUGAACACCGAACCCGAGGCCGAACAGGUGAGCCAGGGUAGCAGCUCCUGGUUUACCAAGAAAAUAGGCAGAAAAUUAUCCCUGGUCCACUCCAAGGAAAGCUCAAAAGGAACUACCGACGAAACAGAAACCGCAACUGAGGAGCACACGGGCCAAAGCAGCACAGGUCAGCAAGCCAUGGAAAAGGGAGAGCAGGCGAAGCAAGACAUAACAUCUGGUGAUAUGAGCGGCUCCAAGGAAAUGUCUGGAAAAGGCGAAAACAUUCAGAACCUCGCGAGCCAGGGAGACACUACUGGAGUCACUGGUGAAACCGGCCUGAACAAAGAGAAAACCAACAAGAAAAGCAUUGACGACGUCGGCCGUCGACUUUUUGGUAGCCGCGGCGGAGGUAUUGCCCCCAACAGGGAUAUCAAAAAGGGUCCUAUUACGGAGGGAUCUGGCAUGGCUAUGGAUCAAAGAGACACAGGCCAGGAGCUCAUUGGAGCUACUGGAUCUGGAUCUGGAAUCGGAGCAGCAGAAAAGGAACCGAGCACCGGAGCUGAUAUACUUGGAGCUACUGGGUCUGGACCUGGAUCUAGGCUAGCAGAAAAGGAACCGAGCACCGGAGCCGGUCCACUUGGAGCUACUGGAUCUGGAUUCGGAGCAGCAGAAAAGGAACCGAGCACCGGAGCUGGUGUACUUGGAGCUACUGGGUCUGGAUCUGGAUCUAGGCUAGCAGAAAAGGAACCGAGCACCGGAGCUGAUCCACUUGGAGCUACCACUGGAACUGGCAUGUCAAAGUCUAGUACAUCAAAAGCCAAUACCUCUGGCACCACAGCAGCCGCUGGCUCUAGCGAUCGAGGCCUGCAUCAAGGAAUGUCCGGAAAAUCCAAAAUGGCUGGUGCCGCUUUCGCUGAAAAUUCCAUGGAUCAGGAGCUCGACAGUCAAGCACAUAUCAGUUCAGAUGUAUUUGGAGAUAAGAACGGUCUGCAGAACACUUCGACAGGCGGUCAUGUUUUUACCUCCCCAGGAAUCGAGCAAAAGCUUGCCGAAAAGAGGCGACUAAGCACAGAAAAUACACCAAACCCGCAUCAUAUGAAACACAAAUCUAUGCGAGAGGGAGGAGGAAUCAGUCAAGGUGCCAUUGGUGGCGCGGCCCUCGGUGGUGGUACUAUGGGUAGUGCCAGUGCCAUGGGCAUGGGCAAAGGUGGCAUUAGCCAACAAGCCAGUACAGCGGGACAAACAAGCAAAGGAAUGUCGCCUACGUCGACACAAGCUCGCAUGACUGGCGUGACCGGUGGGGGCCUUACACAGGCCAUCGGCCAAGGAGCAUCCAGCAAAGGAGUUGGUCAAGGUGGCAUGAACCAAGGUGCCAUGCCCCGUCGCAAGCCCACUGGAGCCACGAUGAGCAGAUCAGCCGAGAACGCUGGUAUGGCUGCCACCCCACGAACCAUGAUGGGGAUGGGUGGCUCUAGUCACAAGGCCACAAUUCUUCAAGAGAAGGUUCAAUUUGUCUCGCAGAAGUGCAAGACUCAAUUGGGCGGCUCUGCCAGUGAGAUUAGUUUGCGCAGCCCUACCGUGGAUGCUUUCUUUGAUUCAGUGGCCAUAGAACGUCUCCGCUGGAUGCCUCGUGAUGGCAGCAGACUUGACUGCUGUCUUCGAUGGGCUUCUCGGCUGGCAUACGCAGUCGACAAUCUACGCGAGUCAAUCGGUGCUUUCGCUCCUGGAGCAAACGAAGCCGCGAAGCUGAUUUGGGGUUUCGAAAUCAUGCUCCUGGAGUCUGAUAUAGACAACACGGACAUUUUCGAAAGCGUCUUUGGCAGAUAUGGACGUGUUGCUGUGGGAAUUCGUCUACUUCUUCAGUACGAGAGUGUGUAUAAGCCAUCGCCAGAGCUUCAGCCAGAAGCCGCUGCCGUCUUUGCCAAUCUCCUAGAGAUGGUCUGCAGUACCACCAUCAGCUGUGUUGAGGGAUUCAAGGCCAAGGAGUCUGAUACAGUCAUCCGUCACAACAUUGAUGCGGCCUUCGUGACCUACGCCACCCGCUACUCGACUCACUGGAAUGCCAUUGUUGAAGCUGCAACUUCAAAUGUUGUGACGCAGAGCUCGCUGAUUUGGGCAAGUGAGGAGUUGGGCAGUCUUCGCCAGUUCCUCGGUGUGCAGGAUCGUCCUCUUCAAUUUAUUCUUGACUCCCGUAGUCAUACUUUAGCUGAAGGGUCGUUCGAGUGGUUCAACAACAGUCUGUACGAUUUUACCGUGGGUAAGCCUCCUGUCCUGAUGGUCACUGGUGGAGCUGGCUGUGGAAAGAGUGCCAUGGCACAGUGGACUGUCGACAGAAUGCAGGAAUCUUCCGAGCAUUCGGGCUGGAAUGUCAUUCCUUACACCAUCCGCGCCGAUAUCCCCGUUGCAACUUUGCCACUCCGUAUCCUGAAAGGUAUAUUGCACCAGAUGCUGGACCACUGUGUCAUUGAAAAGAGUAUCCAGGAGGACAUUCUCUUCUAUGUGGCCAAGGCUGCUCAAAGUGCCCUUGAUGGUGCCGGAGAAGCGGAGGUUGAAGACAGCCUCUGGAAGGGUAUUCGCACUGGUCUGGAGUCUGACAUCCAGUACAUGUUCGUGGUUGAUGGUCUUGACCAAAUCAAGGGUGGUGACCCCGACGCCACUGAAUUCAUGGACAAAUUCAGCGAGGUCCUUGUUCAGCAGAAUGAGGGCUCUAAGAUGAUCGUCUUUACCCGACCUCUCAAAUCGAGAAUGAGCUCUAGAAGUAUUCAACACUUCAAUAUUCAGCCAUCUCAGACCAUGAAUGAUCUGGAGGCCUAUGUGAAGAAGCAGCUUUCAACUGCAUUUGACACAGAAGCCGGAAAGACUGGCCAGCUCGAUACCGCUGUAACUACUAUUGUCAAACGAUCUCAAGGCUCGUUCAGCUGGGCCGAGAUGGCAGUUGAGUAUGCUCGACAGCAGAGGACCCCGGGCCAGGCUAUUCAGUCUGUGCAAGGGCUACCCCAGUCUAUGCCGGAGCUGCUUGACUUCCACAUGAAGAAUUUGGACCUGAGCCAGAAUGAGGCCAAACACGUCUUGUCGUGGCUGGCUGCUGCCGAGCGACCUUUGCUGGUCGAGGAAGUUGAACAGCUACUUGCUGUUGAUCCGAUUUCAGUAACCUUCACUCCAAGCUUCUCUCAUUCUGAUAGUGCAUGGAGCAAGUCUUUGAGUCCCAUUGUGAUGACUCGCGAUGGUGUUGUUUCUUUCGCCCACACCUGCAUUCGCGAUCACAUCAUCAACCAGGCCAGAUCUGCAAGCGCCAAAGCACCGCUGAAUCUGAAGGACGCUCACUAUGACCUCCUUACCAGAUGUCUCGCAUGGGUACAGCUUAGUGUCCGAGAAGAGACAGACAUCUCCAUGGAUAAGCUUAGCAUGGAAGAACGCAAUCGUCUCUUCGACAAAUAUGUCCUUCUGGAGUAUACUGCACGAUACUGGCUGUCACAUCUUCUCUCUUCGCAGUUGGUGACUGACGAGGGUGAAUUCUCCUUCAACGCAAACUUCAGAAAGCUGGUUCCUGAGACCGUUCUGUUCGCUCGUCUUGAAUUGACCUGUCGCGAAUCGCAGUUCACUCGAUCCAGUGUGGUGGAAUUGUACAGACUGGCGACAGACAUUCGCCGCCUGGUCUUAGGCGAAAAGUCAAUGGCACUGCUUCAAAGCCUAUUGCUGAGUGCCCGAGUCUCUAAGUAUGCCCAUGCCAGCCAUGCCGAUGAGCACUGCUACGAGGCUUGGAAGCUCAGCCAGGAGCUCCUUGGCCAGUCCGAAACCACCACCUUGACAAGUGCUGAGAUGAUGACGCAAUCGUUCACCGAGCGAGGCACCAUGACUUACCAGCAAGAGGAUAUUAUGAAGUACUUGAUUCUGACCGAUUCCGAGAUCACCGGCGUCGAGUUCAGUCAGCGCUUGAAGUACCUCGGAAUGAUCGUGGGCAUGUACAAAUUCCGAGACGACAACGCAUCUGCCCUCACCAUCUCGAAGCAGUUCUAUCAGCAGAUUCUCCAGAAGUACGGUACCAACUCCAGCCAGUCUUCGGAGACUGCAGAUUUCUUGACCAGCGAGUUCUCUGCUACUGGAAGCGACGAGAUGAGCCGCGACAUUGCGCGGACCAAGUACGACAGUGUAGUCCGUACGAUGGAGGUUACAGAUGAGCGUCGCAUCAAGUACACUUUGUACAUGGCCCAGAUGUACGAGCAGCAGGGUGAAAUGGCACAAGCACAGGGUGUGCUAUCUAGUCUGUGGGCUGGCCUCAACUCUCGGGACAUCGACUCUGUUGACAUGAUGGAUAAGAAGUCCAAUGUUGCCCUCGCUUACUACCAGUUCUUGCGCCGCCAGGGUAGAAACGAUGAGGCUGAGGUCAUUAUCCGCGAGCUUGUUGCUGAUCUUGAGGUCACCGGCAUUCACUCUCAGGAAAUGAUGCUGCGCGUACAGAUGCUUCGUGCUGAAACUCGCGAAAUGCACAUGUACAGUUUGGAUCGAUCGCUGUCCAUUCUCACGUGGCGCUAUUACAAGGAAAUGAACAUGGAGUACUCGACUGAGGCGACGGCUCUGGCUCUAUCGCUCGCCGAGAGCAUGGCCAACACUGUCUCUAUCGAAGAUAGUCAUUCCCUUUCCGGAAGGGACCGUAGGCUGAUGGUCGAGCUUUUGGAUUCCAUCACCUCGUCGCCCAGCAACCUCUCCGUCUCCACACUGAUCCUUUGCCAUAAUCUGGCUAGCAUUUAUGUCCGCGAAGAGGACUGGGUCGAAGCCAGCGACUGCUCUAAGGCUGUUCUGCAGCAUGUUUGGCCCACAGUGGAGCAGGCAGGAUCUCACAAGAGUUUCUCGACAGAGUUGGCUCCUCCUAUCGCAGACCUGGCCCUGAUUCUGGCAUACUGCCACAUCCGCAGACUACAUCUGGAACAGGCUACUAUCGUCUAUGAGAAUGCCUUUGGGUCACUCAUCGCUUCAGAUAGAGUUCCCGUGCCUUCUGUGUUGGCUGUUGCUAAAGCGGUUGUCGAAUUCUACGAAACUACCUUCCAAUUUACUAGGGCUCUGACUCUUCUGCACUCUGUCAGCACGUUCUUGACAGCCAGACUGGGUGAGACGCACAAGCAUACGAUUGAGAACUUCUACCUCGAGGCCACGCUCGCCAAUCGUCUUGAGAUGACCAGCGAGGCUAAGGCCACGUACCAGCGAAUCUACAAAUGCACCACGAGCGACGGAAAGAUUGCCCCCGAGGGCUUUGAAGCUGCCCUUGCACUUGUUGCGCUUUACGAAAAGGAGCUCCAGUGGGAUGCUGCUCUGGAUAUUUACCGCCACAUGUGGCCUACGGUCGUUGUCAAAGAUAAUGUGGCUUCCUAUGACCGCACGAGGGUCGAGAAGAUGCUCGAAAAUACCUACAUCGGCUACAUGACAAUCCUGACCACCCGUACGAAGAGCACCGACUUCUCUGAGCAAUACAAGGUCGCUUCGGAAUACGUGACGACCUGCAGUAACGUCUACGGUUCCACGCACCAGAAGACCCUGAGCGCGACUCUCCUCUUCGCCGAGCUAUGCGAGAGCAGCGACUCGCACAUCGACGAGGCCAUCUCACUCUACAAGAAGCCGUUCCAGAUCAGCGAGUGGGUGCCAACCUCCCAAUCCUCUAAGGGUCUGGAUCAAAUGACCGCACCGCUGCCCAUCACGCUCAAGCACAAGCUCGCACAGCUGUUCGUCCGCAAGCGUGAUUCCACAAUGGAGGCUCGUUCCCUCUAUACAGAGGAAUUCCAGCUGGCAAAGAAGACUCAAGGAUACUUCUCUGACACGACCCUUUCCUGGCUCCGCGAGCUCGCCCUCGCGCACUCUCGCCAGGGCACGCAAACCUCUGUCCAGCAAGGCUGUGCCAUCCUCCACACAUACAUAACGGAUGUCCUUCACACCGGUGGUGGUGAACCCGACGCAAUGAAGGACUGGGCCCACAAGGUCGCCGCCAUUUAUCUGGAAUGCGGCUUCAUCGACGGUGGCAACGGUGUACUCGAUGAGCUUCGCCAGCGUGUGAUCUAUGGCUCUGAGACCUCAGCCAUGACACUUGGAGAGCGGCGCGAUGCCGUCUUCUCUGCAGCCUUCGAAGAAUCCUUCAGUCGCCGCACAACCUAUGAGCAGAUCAUAACCGAGAUGUCUCGGGAGACGCACAUUCAGCAGUCCUUUACCAAGAAUCUAUCCGGCCACGACUUCAUCCCUACUCUCAUAUCCGGCGAACGUCUCGCGACCCUACAGACACAGCAGAAACGGACCCGCGUGGCGAAGGACACACGAACCAGACUCUACGAGUACUUCUGUAACACGCUGUCCGCAACUUCAAUCGCGGACCACCAGAUUGUGCAACAGUUCUACGCCAUCUGCCUCCGCGAAGUGCAAACAGAGGACUAUAACACAGGCAUUCUAAACACAACAACCAGUCUAGUCCGCGACCUCUGCAACUCUGGCCAAUUCGCCGACGCAAGUGAUCUGACCGGUGUUCUACACUCAUUCAUGCACCUAACAGACGGCCUGAACAACUACGACAACAUAAUAACGGCUACAAAACUCUGUCUCUACCUAAGCGGCAACCAAGCAACACGCUGCCAAAACGAAAAACUCUACAACGAAAUGUCCGUGAAAUCCAAACUACUCCUCCAAGAACUCCUCGCCUCCUCCAAGAAUCUCGGAAUCGAAAUCGUCGACCUCCCCUUCCACGAACUAAACGACAUAAUCACCCUCCUAGGUGAAUACGAAAUGUUCGACGAUCUCGAAGCAAUCCUCACCCAACUCUGGACAUCCAGAAUCGUCCAACGAACCUGGACUCCAGACGUAGUGGUCUGGAUCGGACGCCGACUGGUCGAAACCCGCUUCUGUCGCGGCGCCAUCGAUUCCGCCAUCCAACUCUGUCGCGAUAUCUGCUACAAUCUUCGCCAGGUAUGGGGUAACUACGACAGCGUCACGUUGGAGAUGACGAAAUUACUUUCCGGACUCUUCGCUGCGUCGGGGGAUCAUGCCUCCGCCGCGACUUUGCAUGAAGGCAUUCUUCAUGAUAUGCUUACUGAUGCGGAUGCGAAGUCGCAUCCGUCGGGGGCAGAUACGGCGGCGCAGCAUUUGGAGUUGUUGAAGAGGGCUCAGAGUCGUGGGAAUGGAGGUGCGAGGUCCUCGCAUGCGGAUCUGGUUCAGCAGGUACAGAAGAAGUUUGGGUUGAAGUCUGGUGAGAUGGAAGGUGGGGAGUCGUUUGGACUUUGGUCUAAGCCCAGACGGUUUAGUAUUGAUGUCGAGGACUUGGAUGAACAGGGGCAGAUGCACCAGAAUCAUUUGAGGGAGUCUAGUGGGGCUGGUAUUAUGAGUGGUUCUGGGGCGAGACGGAUUUCUGUGCAGGCGUUGUAA